Synchytrium microbalum is the source of this 1215-nucleotide messenger RNA. RefSeq lists its product as uncharacterized. NCBI's taxonomy places the organism in Eukaryota, Fungi, Chytridiomycota, Chytridiomycetes, Synchytriales, Synchytriaceae. The record is from RefSeq and is a predicted model, not a curated record. Gene Ontology annotation, cellular component: mitochondrion; membrane. The transcript has a single exon. Gene Ontology annotation, biological process: heme biosynthetic process. Gene Ontology annotation, molecular function: protoheme IX farnesyltransferase activity. Bases 1 to 1215 code for a protein of 404 amino acids.
AUGUAUAGAGCAGGCGGUCGAUCUAUUGUAUGGCAGCCUCUCGUUAGGCUAGCUGCAUCUAGAGCUUCGAUAAGAAUGGCCAGGGCUCCUUUACUCCCACUUUGCAAACUUGCAAAAACAAAUGGACUAGCUGUACAAACGAAUACAAGGACUGCUUUAAUAUCUGGGAAUGCAUCAUCUAGUAUACCGUCCAUACCUUCAGCCAUCCCACAAUUACCAGUAACAGCAACACAAUCAUCGACAUCACCACCACAAUCGUCUACAUCACCCCAGUUAAGAUGGAAGGAAAUCCCUGAAUUCUCGGCAUCUCUCUACCAGGACUUGUCAAAAGCAAAACUAUCCGCAUUCAUAGUCUUAUCCACAAUGUGUGGUUAUGCAAUGGCACCAGGAGCUACCAUCCUCUCAGGUCUGCUAUGGACGACGCUAGGAACCACAUUAUGUGUCUCUUCCGCAAACUCUAUAAAUCAGUGGAUAGAAGCUCCGUAUGAUGCCCAAAUGUCCAGAACUAGGAAUAGACCACUUGUAAGACACGCCCUCUCUCCACUACAUGCCUUCUCCUUUGGAAUGGCUACUGGCCUCUCGGGAGUCACCAUCCUCUACUCCAUGGUCAAUCCACUGACCGCUCUAUUAGGUGGCCUCAACAUCAUAUUGUAUACAUGUGUCUACACACCACUAAAACGAACCUCAAUAUCAAACACUUGGGCUGGUGCAAUAGUAGGUGGCAUCCCUCCCAUGAUGGGAUGGGCGGCUUGUACAGGGACACUGGAUCCAGGCGCAUGGGUACUAGCCGCUGUAUUAUAUGCAUGGCAGUUCCCUCACUUUAAUGCCUUGUCGUGGAAUCUCAGGGCUGACUACUCUAAAGCAGGCUAUAGAAUGACUUCAGUAAUCAAUCCAGACUUGAAUGCCCGAGUAGCUCUAAGAUAUUCAUUGCUACUCUUCCCACUGGCUUAUUUAGCUCCUGCAAUAGGUAUGACCACAUGGUGGUUUGCCAUAGACUCGACUCUUGUCAAUGCCAUGAUGGCUGUAGCUGCACUUAGGUUCUGGAAGCACUCUUCCGACAAGACUGCUAGAGAGUUAUUCUUUGGUAGUCUUGUUCAUUUACCAGUCUUUUUGGCUUUACUGCUGCUACACAAACAGAGCUCUGAAGCAAAGGAAUCCUCAGAUAACGCUAUAAAAGAGUCUCAGUCACCCAACUCAACUAAGGCCAUAGCAUAA